Molecule: messenger RNA, 612 nt
Organism: Perkinsus marinus ATCC 50983
Lineage: Eukaryota; Perkinsozoa; Perkinsida; Perkinsidae
Exons: 6
Coding region: 1-612 (203 amino acids)
Source: RefSeq, a predicted model, not a curated record
AUGCAGACCGGCCAUAUGAUGGUAUCGGAUAAGGUCUGGCGAGGUGUCAGACGCUUGUCGAGCUCUGUUGAUGGUGCCGGCGAGGAGGUCACUUCGGAAGUGGCCAGGACCCUGCCUGGCAUCGUAAAAGAGCUCUUUGUGGAGAAGGCGGUCCCUGCAGUGGUGGAGGCACUGGAGGAUAAGGCCACGGAAGGGAUCAACACCUUUGAGCAACCCGAUUCGUCGGCGAACGAAGGUGCACUUGGGAGCCUCGCUGACGAUAUAGUCCGCGUGGACGAGGAAGUCCGUGGUCUUGGGGUUAGACUGGGACAGAUGGAAGCUAUACUACGACGGACGGAGCAUCAGGCGGCUGAGAGCAUGGGCAACCAACAGGAAUCGGUCCUUGGCAUUGUUGAGAUGAUAGAGGCUCUGAAGGCAUCAGGAAUGGGCAGACGAGGCGGCUCCGCUUCGGAGUCUAUUGAUGCAUCACAGAUAGCAGCCUCGGUGGCGAUGGGUCUCCAGGAUGAUAUUGAGGAACUGAAUAACCAGGCCAGUGAACUGAGGGCUGAUGUGGAUAGACUGUAUAGUCGUGCUGGUGCGUGGGACAGGAUCAGAGUAUUUUAUAAGGAUUAA